GGAAGCUGUCUGUCUACGUGCCUUUCACCUCGUACAACCUCUCAUCCAGCCUCCAUCAGCCGGGCUCACAGGAUGCUGCGCUAAAGACAUCAGAGACUUCUCAGCAACAACAGUGGAAAUAUUAUACAAUUUCUUUUUAGGUAUUUGAGAAAUCAGAAAAAAUGGUUGGAUUUUUCCAAAUGUUGAGAAAGAAAAAGGAGCUGAUCCCUCUGAUAGGUUUCAUGGCUUUUGCUGCAGCAGGAGCCACCUCGGCUGCUCUCUACUUUCUCUUUACUAAACCUGAUGUUAUUCUGAAUAGGACCAGAAAUCCAGAACCAUGGGAACGAGUGGACCCAUCAAAACCCCAAAAGCUCAUCACCAUCAAUCAGCAGUGGAAACCAGUGAAGGAACUGGAGUAUGUGAAGAACCUGACUAAGUAAAAGGAAAAGAGGAUAAAGCAUCUUCUAGAAACAUCCACAGUCUGACCAGCUGCCUGCACCCCAUCAGUCUAACAGAAUCCUUUCUGCACAAACUAGGAUACUUUGACACUCAGUGUGCGGAAAUGCUUCUGCUCCACUGGUGGGGUUUCACCCGGCUCUGUGGUGACCCAGCCUGAGGACACCCAUCCACAACAGUAGACACAUAUAACAAAUACUCAUACUGCCAUUAAAUUAUAAAAAAAAGAAUUUCACUUUGGGUUUCUGUGAUUGCAUCGAGAAGCCACAUUAGCAUUAAAUAAGCUGUGUUGUUCAAUUGCUUUCAAAGUUGAUGUACUAUAGUUUCUACUUGUGACCCAAAUGGUAACGAAUAAUAUAAUAUUGUACUAAUACGUAGUGUACUGUGUAUGUGCAUUGUGUACGUGUUAAACUUUCUUCAUCAGUGUUGCUUUUGUUGUUAAAAGCUCUAUAAAAAAACAUUUAUACAGGAUAAGCAUGUCUUCAGCCUUUUCUUAACCCUUUUUAAUUGAAUGAAAACCCUUCAUAUUCUUUUCACAAGCUUCCAUGUCAUGUGACCUACAAAUCAAUGCAGCAUUGUACACGUAGGAUACACCUCUUUAUUAUACGUUUAUUUGAGUAUAUGAUGUGAACGUUGUAAAAAUAAAAUAAAAAAAACUUC
Messenger RNA from Gymnodraco acuticeps, 1095 nucleotides. It is a transcript of the gene coxfa4l3, whose product is annotated as chromosome unknown C15orf48 homolog. The record is from RefSeq and is a predicted model, not a curated record. NCBI's taxonomy places the organism in Eukaryota, Metazoa, Chordata, Actinopteri, Perciformes, Bathydraconidae. The coding region runs from base 162 to 419 and encodes 85 amino acids. The transcript is spliced from 5 exons.